AUAAAAUCAUGCUGCUCUCCAUCAAAACGUCGACUGGAAAGACCAUCACAGUGGAAGCGCCGAAAAGUGUGAAAACUGAAGUUCGCUACAAACAGGGAGUCGUUUUUGCAGUCUCUUACGACAAAGAUGCCGGAAAUCAAAUCAUUGAAAUGGAGGACACUGUCCAAGAUGUCAAAAUUCAAGAGGCUCAGCAAGCACCGCUUCGUGAAUCAGAAGAAGUGACCGGAGAUCCCAUCAAAGUCGAAGCAUCGGACACCAACAGAAAUGAAGAAAACCCCGAUUUGGCUGGGCCACCCGCGGAGCCAGUUAUUCGUGGCACUGCCGCCUCCGGUAGAAUUGUAAAUGUUAGGCUUGCGGGAAAAAGAAUCGUCCAACCGAAUAGGCGUUUCACAUCAUAUUUGCCUUCGUCCGCCGUGAGACGUGUAGCAUCGCCCUAUCAGAUUCGGCGGGUUUCAGUCGAUGGAAAUUUCAACGUUUUUGUGAAAAACUCAACCGGAGGAAAGACUACCGCUGUUUCAAUCAAGAAUACGGAUACAAUUGGUACCUUGAAGCUCAAGGUUCAGGAGAAGGAAGGCAUUCCACCAAAUCAGCAGCGUCUUCUCUUCAAGGGAUCGGAGCUUAUGGAUUAUCGUACUGUGGCGCAUUGUGGACUUCGUCAAGGCACAAGUCUCGAUCUUGUUAGACUUGAUGCAUGAAAUUUUUCGAUCGAUACUCUUUAAUUUUUUAAACUGUAUUUGUUUUAUUCCUGUUUUGUUUCUUUAAUGAACGCUUAAUAAUUUU
This is a messenger RNA of Caenorhabditis elegans, 780 nucleotides long. It is a transcript of the gene F52C6.2, whose product is annotated as Ubiquitin-like domain-containing protein. NCBI's taxonomy places the organism in Eukaryota, Metazoa, Nematoda, Chromadorea, Rhabditida, Rhabditidae. The record is from RefSeq and is marked reviewed. The coding region runs from base 9 to 695 and encodes 228 amino acids. The transcript has 3 exons.